CAUGCAGCCGGUGACUGGUUCCACAUAGCUAAGGACAGCUGGGACCCAUCAUCCCUUGGUUACCGGAAGAUUCCUUGCCAUGACACGUGAAGAGCUGUGAGAAGAACCUAUCUGAAGUCCCAGAGGUGGUGCUGAGGAACAGACGCAGUCAUGACAUCUGUGCCAAUAAGCAUAGUGGACAGAAUAACUACCUUCAUCACAAACAAAGUGGGCAGAGAUGACCUGAAGCUCUUGAUAACUGAAGAUGGAGUCUGGAAGGCAUUUGUGGCAAGAGCAGCGUUGUCAAGCGAGGAGGAAGCUGACCUGCGUUUUGCACUAAAGGAGCAUUUAGCCCAGGAGCCUACAGAUGAAAAUGAUGAAACAGAAAAGAGGCAGCAGAAAGAGAAUUUUCUGAAAGAAUUUCCUGAGUUGAAAAGGAAACUUGAAGAAAACGUCAGGAAUUUCCGAGACAUGGCUGACCGUCUUGACGAGGUGCACAGGGGCUGCAGCUUCUCCAAUGUGGUGUCCGACUUCACAAGCAUUGCCGCUACAAUCGCUGGAUUAUUUGUGGCACCCUUCACAGGAGGGACCUCUCUGAUGACCACAGCAGUAGGUGUAGGAGCAGCAGCAGCUGCAACAGGUGUCACCACUACCAUUGUGGAAGAAUCCAUCAGAGGGGCAAAUGAAAGUGAAGCAAGGUGCCUGGUUCAAGCCAGCAAAAACAUCCUGAACAGAAUCUACAAGAUCAUGCCUUUGAUUGUAAUCAAACAUGAUAGUGCAUGUGUGCAAUUAUUCUGUGCCUGGGAGACGCUCAGGGAACAUAUCCAAGCCAUCAGAGCAGGAGAAACCAUGAAAUUCAAAACCACUGCAAAAAUAGAGUCACCUGAAGAGCUACGGGCGUUGGUUAUCUAUCUAAAAGAGAAGUUGCACGAAUUUGAGCAGCUCCACAAGGAUCUUCAGUCGGUCCAGCCUUAGUGAUCCCUCCACCAAGCAGUUAAGAGUUCAGGGGAAAGGACAUGUACAGGGGUGGGGACAAGGUGUGGGGAACAUACUGUUACAAGGAAAAUAACGCAUGAUCAAAUCUAUGGAACUGAGGGUUGAGUGGUUUCUAUUUCUCUGGCUGAGCAGAGCAAGGUCAACGUAGAUAGUCAGUGCUUUAAGAAGGUGAGAACUGAAAUCUAAAAUAAGGGGCCAGAAUGCCUAGAGAAUGGGACUAGGACUGCAAUACAGAGGGUCUGAUAUGCAGAGCAGUACACGAACAAGCCAUGAGAACCUAGGAAACCUGGAUGGCUGAAGAUGGGAGAAAGCCAGAGUAGGCACUGAAGCCAGAGCAGGUGACCACAUCCCGUUCCCUGAGGGCAGGGUCCCUAUGACCUCUAGGUGAUUCUUCCCAGCAUCAGCAGGAUCAACUCACCCUUGUGUCUUCUAGGAAGUAAUGUCUGGAUAGUGAUGGUGAUGGUGAUGAUGAUGGGGAUGUAGAUGAUGUUGAGGAUGGUGGUGGUGACAGCAGAAAAGAUGGAGUUCCUGAGAAGUAGUCAGUCCUCCAGGGGGACAGGGUCACCAGAGAGACCAAUGACAUCAAAGUGAAUGUCUAUGCUGUGCGGUGUCAUUAUUGGGUCUUUUGAGAUAGAGAGUCGAGGCAGAUGUACAUAAGAUGUCAAACAAAGUAUUGUUUGGGGUCAACAUGUUUGUGACAAGAGACUCAGUCUGUGACCCUCAGCUUCCUCUCAUACUGUGUGUGUGGGGGGGGGUGUGAUGGCCAAGAUAGUGUCUAGAUAACCUGGAUUUUGUCCUCUUGUCUUUUAUAAUUUUUGUUCAAUAAAUA
Molecule: messenger RNA, 1804 nt
Organism: Microtus oregoni (creeping vole)
Lineage: Eukaryota; Metazoa; Chordata; Mammalia; Rodentia; Cricetidae
Product: apolipoprotein L3-like
Exons: 4
Coding region: 151-954 (267 amino acids)
Biological process (GO): lipid transport; lipoprotein metabolic process
Cellular component (GO): extracellular region; membrane
Molecular function (GO): lipid binding
Source: RefSeq, a predicted model, not a curated record